Molecule: messenger RNA, 5969 nt
Organism: Osmia lignaria (orchard mason bee)
Lineage: Eukaryota; Metazoa; Arthropoda; Insecta; Hymenoptera; Megachilidae
Gene: REPTOR
Product: repressed by TOR
Biological process (GO): response to unfolded protein; regulation of transcription by RNA polymerase II
Cellular component (GO): nucleus
Molecular function (GO): RNA polymerase II transcription regulatory region sequence-specific DNA binding; DNA-binding transcription factor activity, RNA polymerase II-specific
Source: RefSeq, a predicted model, not a curated record
UUCGUGAUUGGUUGGAUAUUUUCAUUGGCUGAGUACUCGACUUUUGUCAUGUGAUCAUUCCCUAUUUAUGUUAAUAUCAGUGAUAUUGUCUCGAAAUCUUGUGGCAAAACAAUAACAAACUGUGUUUUACGAUUGGAUCGUAUGAAUUUUUGGUGCGUAGCUGAACAGAGUGGUGAAGAAAUUGAUUCCAACGUUUAUCCUUCCUUCUCGACAUAUUCUAUUUAACACGUGCGAAGAAAAUCGAAUUUGUCAAAAUAUUAACUUGGGAAAAUUUCACGAGACAAUGUCCUCGUCCAGGAAAAAUAUUUGCUGACGAAAGUCAUGGUUAUUUCAUCAGAGGGUAUUCGAUGUACCAUGUAAGCGUGCAGAUUUCGAUCAUCAAUCUAUAAUACCACGAAUAUGCAAAUGGAUGAACCAUCGUUUUAAAUCUCACAAUUAGCUUUAACUUGUACUGUUUAUUGAAUACCGAGAGCGUGUUACAUACAUUGGCUUUCAUUUUCAUUUAAAGAUUGUGUAUUUUGUAAUUAUUUUAAAACUUAGAAUACAAAAUUUGACUAGUACAUAGUAAUUGACUUACCAAAAGAAAACAAAAAAAAAUACUGUUGGAGAAUCUGGAUAUUCUGAGAUAUUUGUGGGAACUAAAAUUAGCCCGAUGGAUGGAAUAAUAAAGCAAGAACCAACUCAAGAAAUGGCCCAAUCAGCGUCGGUACCGAUACCAGGAGGGCAUAGAAACAUUAGAGGUGUAUACGAUCAGUUCUCUCCGUCUCCUUUAGCUUCAGUAUGGCCAAACAAAGCAGAACACUUAGAAUCUCCAUUUAAGAUGGAUUCUGAUGAAAUAGAUGAUUUUUUUAAGACAGAAAGAUGGGAGGAUGAUGACAUCCUUCAAGUAGAUAAAGCUGACCUUAUUCAAGGUCCUACAUUGGCCGAAUUAAAUGCCAAUGACGAGACACUCCUUGGUGAUUUAAAUUUUGACGAUUUACUCUUACCAGAAGAGAGGGUACAACCGUUUAAAAUAGAUGUUAAUGUAGCUCAACCAGUUGGACCAUUAUUUAAUGAUAAUAGUGCUUUUGCUCCAAGUAGUUUUCCACAGUCUGGAUCAGCAUACCGUAAUGCCUGUCCAACGUAUAUAAAUACCCAUGGAUUCAAUCUGAACAUAAACAUCAAUGUUGCUGAUAAUUUGGAAACAGUUAGCCCCAAUACUUACCCGAGUCCAGGAACUAGCAAUGUUGCAGGUAGUUCAACGGCAAGUUCUUCGACAUCCCCGCAUCCUAUGAACAGGCCUAACGGACAAUCUGCUCUUCACGAAUUAUUAAUGAAACGAUGCGAAAAUUCGUUUGACAAUUCACAAUGUGGACAAAUAGAUAUUGGGUGUCCAAACAAUAAAUCUAAAGUUUCUAGACUUUCGAUGUCCGCACCAACCAGAACAAUGGGACUGGAACAGAUAUGGGCUCGUAGAGAACCGAGGCCACAUUUAUUAAGUACCGGUAGUCUUGGAGUUGUUGAAGCAGGUUCAACGAGUAGUUUAAGCACCGGGGGUGCGCUUAGUCCUGAUCCGCUUUAUCAUACUGAUCAUCUUAGUCAUGAUGAGGGUUAUGACGACAGUGAUGAAGAUAGUGAUCAUUACGACGAUUACAGCAGUGAUAAUGAUACAGGUGGCAGUGAUGGUGAAGAUCAAAACAGUAGUAACAGAGUAGGAAGUCUCGAUUCAAACCGAGAUGGUAAACAUAGCAAAAAGGAACGAUAUUUUUGGCAAUAUAAUGUUCAAGCAAAAGGACCAAAAGGACAAAGGCUUGUUGCUAGAACGCGUCUUGAAGAUCCGCAUGUCUUAAACGAGGCGACAGAUCCCGUUUUCAGUCCCCAUUGUGCACUGCGUGGAAUCAAACACAGUGGAAAGGCACGAAAAGGAGAUGGAAAUGACCUUACACCGAAUCCACGCAAAUUGUAUAGUAUUGGUCGUGAAUUGGACAAACUGUCUCGCAUUAUCAAUGACAUGACACCCGUUUCGGAAUUACCGUUUACAGCAAGGCCUAAGACACGCAAAGAAAAGAAUAAACUUGCUUCUCGAGCCUGUCGGUUAAAGAAAAAAGCUCAACACGAAGCGAACAAAAUAAAAUUACAUGGCCUUGAACAAGAGCACAGAAGAUUAAUUCAUGGUAUUUCUCAGGCUAAACAAACACUUGCUGCAAAAUUAACGGAACCUAAUCCUGAAAAUCAAGAGGAAUUAACUCGUCAGAUGGAAAAAUGUUUUAAAUUAGCCACGAAAAUAAGAAUAGCAAAUCACUCCACUGAAUUUGUCAACAGAGUAUUGGACAAAGUACGAGCCGGUGUUCCCGAUGGUGGUAUCGAUGAUUUUUAAUAUGCCAGAGUUUUUGCUAUAAAUAUUCAUACAUGCGCAUAGAAAAAUGCGAGGAAGAAGCGGUGUAUUUACACGAUAUUAUGUUUAUCAUAAAUCAUGAACAGAAUAUUUUAUAUGGAGAUCGGGAACCAAGAAUAUGAAAUAGAAAAGAAAAACACACUGUUUAAGUAUGUUUCGAGCAUUUGAAAAUAAUUAAUAGUAUCAGUACUAUGCAAUGUUAUAGUUCAUUACAAAUUUCAAUAGUUUGUAAUACCAAAUAUAAACUACUUAUUUUUAUAUGUACAUUAGAAAUUUUUGGUUCUCGAUUUCAUCUGUGAUAUUUCUAUUGAUUUAAUUAUUAAUUAGUUUUUAGUAGAACUCGUACAGUUCAUGCCAAAAAGAGAUAAAAGGUUUUAAAUCUUUGAUGCACUAAUUGCAUUCAGCUAUAACGAAACGUAUCAUCGAUUCUCUCUCGCUAAAGCGCUGCAUUCCUAUUUCUUAUUCUCCCUUUUUCUUUUUCUUUAUCUUGUAUAUAACCUGUGUGAAAGUGUAUGCAUCGAUGUGCACUUGUCGUAUACGUGUGCGUAUAUGUACAUAAGAUAAAAAAUAUACUGCAUUCCAGAGGAUUGUUUCAUGCAACAACAGAAGAGGUAACUAACAGAAUAGCAUCUAUUUGAAAAAAUAAUACACUUUGAUAAAAAUUUUAAAUUGAUAUCUUUCAGUUAACAAAUAUAAUGCACAUCCUUGUCAAUUUGUGUUUCUUUUUUAACAUUUACAAAUUUGUAUGCAUUAUAUAUUUUUACUUAUGUACAUAUACAUACGUGGGUUAUCUUGUAUAUAAAAUUUUUUUUUUAUAAUGUCAUAUUUGUUAUGUUCGUAAUGAAAGUUAUAAUAUUGUGCGCAUAUGAAAAAGUACUAUUUAACGCAGUUUCUUGUUAAUAAUUAACAAUUAAUAUUGGCUAUCAAGAAGGCUUUUUUAAUUUUCUUUUUUUAUUUUUAUUUAAAGACUACCAAGAUAUUGUUUCGAAUUGUUAUUGAUUAAGAUGCAAUAUACGAGUGAUAAAAUUGGUUAAUGAAAAAAGGCUUUGGAAAGAAAUUUUAUUUUUAAAAAGAUAUUUACUUUAAGUUAUUUGUAAAUAUCAUUUGAAGCGCAUAUAUAGUUAGUUUCUUAUCAGAUUUAGACACUUUUUUUACGUGUUACACGUAGUAUAACUUAUAAAAUACAAGGAGGUCGCUUAUUAUUUAUGUCAAGCUUCCAUAAUAUUUUAUAUAAAUACCGUAUAUAUAUUCAAUUAAAUUUACUUAAUAUGAUGUUUUUUCAUAGCUUUUGAUAACUUGUGUAUGUGAUUAUUAUAUGAUGUACAGCAUAUACUGUAAAAGAUCAUUACUAUAUCGUUUAAAGUAUUGUUUUAAUGUUCUCUUUUUUUUGUAUAUUUUAUUAUACAUAUGAAAAUGAAAUAUUGAAUGUGACAGUUAAGUUUAAUAUUAGCAAGUACAUAUGUUUCUAUAAUGAUUGAAAUGGUAAUCCUUUCCAAAGAACUCUAUAAAUUGUUUCGUUUUUGAUAUUAGAAAGUCUUUAUUAUCCGUUUAUGAUUGUAAUUUAGAAAAUACUGUACGUCGAAAUUGAUGGAAAGAAUUUAAUUAAAGUAGAUAUUUUUAAGGCUUUUAUAUAAUCAAUUAAAAUUAAUACUUUUACAUACAGUUAUACUUUGAUGUGAUGUUAUUAUUGUUUGAAGUAAAAUAACUAUUAUGUUAUGUAAAUGAAUGUGUAUGUGUGAGUACGUAUGUAUGUGAUUUUUGUAUCUGAAAUGAUUUUAUGCCAUUUAGAAUUUUUGUUAAAAGCUCCAAUUUACCAUCAUAAAAGAAAAUGAUCAAAUUACAGGACAGGGUAUUUCGUUUAAUUAGAUGAUUUUAAAGGAUUUUCGUUCUUAGCGCUAUAAACAAGUGCCUAGGAAAAGAAAUGUUUGAUUUUAAAGAGUAAUUUAUUAUUACAUUGUGUACGAUUAAUCAAUACGAUUGAAGUUUUUAAUAAUAUUUAAAUUAAAUAUUUAUAACAGAGUCAUUAUAAUAGUUGUAGCAGAAGUAGAAAGCAUAUAUAAUAUAUUCGAAUUUCUAUUUUACAUUGAAUGAAGAAAAAUAAGACAAUUUGUAUUGAUCCCAUUCAAUUGUUCUCAUUACUCUUUUUGUUUUAAUGAUACAACAUUUAAUUAACAAUGAUGCAGGUGAUCUUGAAGUAUCAGAACUUGAUGUUACCAUUAAUUGCUUUCAUAAAAUUAGAAUUUUCAUAUAUUUUUUUAUAACACAAUGGAUAUAGUUUAAACGAUCCAGUUAAAUAUAAUAAUCAACUCAUUUUUCGUAAUUUUUCGUAAGUGCCUUUAUAUUCUAUAAACACACUCGACAUACUUUUAAUAUUUCAAAUUAGAAAUCUCAUCUAUAAAAUAAUGGGCCACAAGUACAACAGAUAUAUUUCCCAACAUUUGAUAUUUUAAGAAAUACCAAUUCCAUUAAGGUAUUGUAAACUUUAAAAAUUAUAUUUUAUUAUUAACGUUAUUGAGUGUAAUAUUUUCUUUUUUGAGGGGGCAAACAUAUAAUUUUCUUUUUAUUUAAAAAAAAAAUGUAAUUGUUUCGUUAUAAACGAUAUUUUGAGUUAUUAAAUGAUUAUUUUUGAAAUGAUGAUGUUAUCAGCGAAAUCAGCUUUAUUAUUCAUCGCAUCGAUUGUUGAUAAAUUACUUUUUUUUUUUUUAAACUUUUUCAUUCUUAAAGUACAACGAAUAAUAAAAUUUGCUAAAAGAGAUUGAUGUUUGUGGUGUCUAGAAAUGCGUUUUUUAUGGAUAUCUUUGGCUAAUUUUAUCUACCUCAAUGCGAACCAUUAUACCUAAGCGUAAUAUCUAAAAACAAUAUAUUUAUUUUGUUACGUGAUAUAUAUAUAUAUAUAUACAAUAUGUAUCAUAUAUAUGUAUAUGAUAAUAUAUGAUAGUAGUAUAAAUCAGAUAAUCAAAACAAGAUAUGUUUUAUGUUAAUAAAAGAUAAAACAGGAAAAAAGGAAGAUUUAAUUAAUAACACGUUUUAUACUACUCUUUUUCUACAGUAUUCUUCGCUGCAUAUGUUAAAAUGUAAUAAUAUAUUUUUUAAUAGAAAAUACAUUUAUAAUAAUUGUAUUUUAUUUUUAAUUGUAGACCUCCAAAAUGUAGAAUAAAAGGAUAUAAUAAUGUAUGUAGCGCAUAUACUGGAUUGUAUUGCUCAAACUGCUGGUAAUUGAAAUUUAUUGUGCUUUUCGUUUAAAUUGUCUUAUAAUCAAAAUAUUGCGAUAUAAUUCUUUAUGUAAUAGCAAGUUACUCAACUACGAUUUCUAAGAAAUAUAUAUAUAUAUAUAUAUUUUUAAUAUUAAACAACAAAAUUUUGAUAUAAUAAAAAUGGUCUCUUUUAUUUAAUAGUUUGAGCUCGAUCGAAGUAGAUUUACGUUGUCAGGAGUUUCAGUUUGUUUCAAAGUGCGUACGGCCCUCGAUCGCAAUAAAUUGAAGUACAAACACUUAAGAAAAAAAAAGAUAACAAUGCAAUGUAAAAUUAAUAUCAAUUUCCAGAAGGUCAAAUAUCUUUAGUAUAAAAAAAAAAAAAUAAAAAUUUUACGGUUUUU